Messenger RNA from Recurvomyces mirabilis, 201 nucleotides. RefSeq lists its product as uncharacterized. The coding region runs from base 1 to 201 and encodes 66 amino acids. The transcript is spliced from 2 exons. NCBI's taxonomy places the organism in Eukaryota, Fungi, Ascomycota, Dothideomycetes, Mycosphaerellales, Teratosphaeriaceae. The record is from RefSeq and is a predicted model, not a curated record.
AUGCCUGCAGACUCCCUAGAAGAGCUGGCUCAUCCCCAGUACUGGGACAAGCGCUAUGGCGAUACCGAUAGCGGAGACGCCAAAACCUACGACUGGCUCCGGCACUUCGACACCAUCAAACCCUUCUUGCUGAAGCAUUUGCCACCACCAGACACCGAUCCCAAAAUCCUCCACCUUGGUAGCGGCAAUAGCCCUGAGUAA